AAUAAUAAAACUCUAGAUGAAUUAUCAAUUAUUUGUAUUCUUACUUAUUGAAACCGAACACGACGAUUAAAGUUAAUGUAUGUUCAAAGGUGGGAGUGGCACAAACACCUGAAAGUCCGUACUCGGGGGAGUAAUAUUCUAUAUAGCUGUCCGCAAAUUUCGCCUGACCAAAAAGUCCUGAACGUUUCUCUGAAAGUUUCGUGUGCUUUACAACUCGAGUUGUUUCCCAUUUUAAUGCUUUAAAACAAACCUCAGUAUUUCAAUAAUGUUGUUUUGACCUUUUUAUUUUUCGUUUAUCGACAUUUACUCGUGUCUGAGUUGCGUUUACGUGUCGUGGGAUCUGCAGGCGCCUCCUCAGCUGCUCACACACUUCUGCCAUAUUGACACAGAGUGAUUGUGUCUCGGCAGAGUCAGCUGAAGCCAGCAGCUGAGAUGAUCCACAGUCUGUUCCUGGUGAAUCAGUCGGGAGACAUCUUCCUGGAGAAACACUGGAAGAGCGUCAUCAGCAGGACCGUGUGCGACUACUUCUUCGAGGCCAAGGAGAAGGCGGUGCAGCCGGAGAAUGUGCCCCCAGUCCUGCAGACCCCCCACCACUACCUCAUCACCAUCUACAGAGACAAGCUCUUCUUCCUGUCCGUCGUCCAGACCGAGAUCUCCCCGCUGUUUGUCAUCGAGUUCCUGCACAGGGUGGCAGACACGUUCCAGGACUAUUUUGGAGAAUGUUCAGAAAGUAUCAUCAAGGACAAUGUGGUGACGGUGUACGAGCUGUUGGAGGAGAUGCUGGACAACGGCUUCCCACUGGCAACAGAGUCCAACAUCCUCAAAGAGAUGAUCAGGCCUCCCACCAUCCUGCGAUCAGUGGUCAAUACGCUCACAGGAGGCAGUAAUGUUGGAGAUACGUUGCCAACAGGACAAUUGUCCAGCAUCCCGUGGAGGCGAGCUGGUGUUAAAUACACCAACAAUGAGGCAUAUUUUGAUGUGAUAGAGGAAAUAGAUGCAAUUGUGGACAAAUCAGGCACGACAGUAUUUGCAGAGAUCCAGGGUGUGAUCGAAGCCUCCGUGAAACUCACUGGGAUGCCUGACCUGACUCUGUCCUUCAUGAAUCCUCGUCUUCUCGACGACAUGAGUUUCCACCCGUGUGUGAGGUUUAAGCGCUGGGAGGCGGAGCGUGUCCUAUCUUUCAUCCCGCCAGAUGGGAACUUCACACUGAUGACCUAUCAUGUCACCUCUCAAAAUCUCGUGGCCCUCCCUGUAUACGUGAAGCAAAACAUCAGUUUCUUUGAGACGGGAUCUUGUGGCCGCCUUGACAUCACAAUCGGACCCAAGCAGACCAUGGGGAAGACGGUGGAGGGCUUGAUGGUCACUGUGCACAUGCCAAAAUCGGUGCUCAGUGUCAACCUCACAGCCUCACAAGGAAACUACACCUAUGACCUCACUUCCAAGCUGUUGGUUUGGGACAUUGGCAAACUAAACCCCCAGAAGCUUCCUAACCUGCGUGGCGGUCUGACUAUGCUGUCGGGAGCCCCCAGACCUGAAGAGAACCCGUCUCUUGACAUUAACCUGAAGAUACAGCAGCUGGCAAUAUCAGGUGUCAAGGUGAGUCGUCUCGACAUGUAUGGAGAGAAGUACAAGCCAUUUAAAGGGGUCAAAUAUUUGACUAAAGCCGGGAAAUUCCAAGUUCGGACCUGAUUGAUGACUGUCUAUGAGGCCAAAGGUCAAUACAGUCCAUUGUGCCAAAUAGGAGGCAAUGUCACUACACCGCUGAGUCAUCCAGUACAUCUUAUACAUCCUCCAGCUCAUUGUUAUUAAUGCAUAAUUUUGCAUUCUAACAGUUAUUUUUUAUAUGUCUGGCAUUACAUAUAAAUAUAUAUAUAUAUAUAUGAAUGGAUGCUAUUUGUGGCUUGUAAAGAGGUGCCUUAAUAAUUAAUAUGACCUUUUGAAUAUGAAGUGCUAAUGGUUCCUAUCCAGUUUAAUUCUAGUUCACCAUUUGAACCGUUCCACUUUCUUUUUUAGACUAUUUUCUGAAUAGAAUGUUUUUUUUCUUUUCCUUUUUCCUUUCUCUAUCACCUUCUGAGUGUUUUCUAAGGAGGACUAUUUUGGUUUUGAAAAGGGACACUCGCGGCUCACUGCCUCGCUCCCCACUACUUCAACACACCUGUACAAUCUUAUGUUACCUGAGAGCAAAUAGCCAUGCCUUUUAAAACCAAUUCACAAAGUACAAGGUAGCCACUUUUAUACCUACACACACACACACAUGUAUGUUUAUAUGUGUGUUUAUUUUUGAGAAAUCUAAUGAAGCUGCAGUAUGUCUCAAGGCGCUGUCUGUAGUGCAUGUUUUUUGCACACAUUCUCAUCUUUAAAGUGGCCUUAAAUAAGAAUAGAUUAAAAUGCUUUGUAAAGCACAACAUCACAGCACGAACUACAUAUUCUUGCGACCUAAGGGAAGUAUAUCCUCAAUUUAUCUAUGGUACGUAGUUUGACCUAUGGAGUUUAACAACAGUCAGGGCCUGGAAACAUUUGUAUAAUAGACUAGAAAUCUACAAAGAUCCUCACAUAAUCUUGAAUACAACGUCUUAACUCAGCACAGCAUUUGCACAAUCAAUUAUCCAUUCGGAAAAUACUACUUAAAGCUCUUGUAUGAAGUUGAAUCUGUGUUUUAGUGUACUGUAUAAAAUGUCUUAUUAAAGCUUUAUAACUUCG
This is a messenger RNA of Platichthys flesus (European flounder), 2700 nucleotides long. Its product is annotated as AP-3 complex subunit mu-1-like. NCBI's taxonomy places the organism in Eukaryota, Metazoa, Chordata, Actinopteri, Pleuronectiformes, Pleuronectidae. The coding region runs from base 433 to 1689 and encodes 418 amino acids. Gene Ontology annotation, cellular component: cytoplasmic vesicle; clathrin adaptor complex. The record is from RefSeq and is a predicted model, not a curated record. Gene Ontology annotation, biological process: intracellular protein transport; endocytosis. The transcript has 9 exons.